CGAAUUUUCUACCAUUUUAGAUACAUACACAAAACUUCUUUAAACACAAUCUAACUCACGUUUAAACUUGAAUCGUCCACAAUGCAAGCGAAGGGUGGAGGGCAGGAGUGGUUCUACCAUGCUCCUUCACAGAGGAGGAUCCAGGAUAAGAUGCCGGUUCCUCCCGCAUCCCAGAUCCCGGGUCUUUCAGCUGAUGAUCAAGAAGCUUUUGAGAGAGAAACUGGAACAAACAAAAGAAAUUGGGUUCGCGACACUGAUUCGAAAUAUAUUCAACUCGCCAAACAAGGGGGAAGAAAAAAUCUCCUCACAUUUAAUGUAAAGGAACUCAACCCGGACCCGAAAUCCUAUCCCCGAGUUGAUUGGUUCGACCACGUUCCCAUGACAAUAGAAGAUGAAAAGAAAAUAUUAGCAGAGCGACAAUGGAAUCCACCUGAAUACAUGGUGCAUGACGCGAUCAUUGAACCAGAACCAGUGUCACGCAUCAGUGAAGUCGAACUCGGCGAAGCGCGAAAGAUCGGACGAGGUAUCCAAGAGAAGUACGAGGGAAGGGGAAUCCCCUAUCAUACAGAUUAUUCAUCAGUGGCUUAUGGGAAGAAUCCGCAAGGACAGAAUGGAGAAUUAAAACUUCCUAAAAUAAAAACUAACCAAGGCGCAGCAAGGGAGGUUGAAUUCCAGAAGCUUCUAAGUGGAGGAUAUGGCAUUGAUUGGGUGAAACAAAGGAGGGAGAAUGAAAGAAGUUUUAAACGGAAAGAAAAACAAGGACCAAAGAAACAAUCAAUUUUCAACAUGACAGAAUAUCAACAAAGUAUUUCAAGAAAAGAAAUCCCGAAACAGAAAUUGAAACCAAUUUAUUUCCCAUCCCAAAAAAGAGAAGAAAUUGUUAAAGCUCCGUUCAAAUUAAGCAAAUUUUCCAACGUCAGUUCAAAACUUGCCACUGGAGGGCUUAAGUCUUGAGAGUAGCAGUUAAUAAUCGAGAAUUUUUAACAAAUGUUUUUUAAACUUUUUGUGCCUUUACCGUCACUGUGGGCUUCUAUUACGCGACUCUAACAGAAAGUAUAAAGUUAAAUACUUUUAAAUAUUAGUUUUGAAACAAUUUUCAGUUUGUGUCUAAUUUGCUGGACCAAAUAAAUAUAUUCUAAUAUUG
Messenger RNA from Ciona intestinalis (vase tunicate), 1144 nucleotides. NCBI's taxonomy places the organism in Eukaryota, Metazoa, Chordata, Ascidiacea, Phlebobranchia, Cionidae. The record is from RefSeq and is a predicted model, not a curated record.